Messenger RNA from Moneuplotes crassus, 1320 nucleotides. The record is from the annotation of a GenBank genome assembly. Lineage: Eukaryota; Ciliophora; Spirotrichea; Euplotida; Euplotidae.
AGACUCACAAAACGGCAAUGGAAAAGAAAGAACAAUUUUGCAUUUUUGAGUGUGGAAAAUACUCAAACCCAUUCUCUCAGCCCUUCAUGGGCUCACAUGAGUGUAUUGAUAAGUACAGGAUCAGAGAGGAGAAUUUAGUAGCCAAAGCAUCAUCUCCUUGCGAAGCUAUGCAUCAUUCUCACCAUCAUCAUAAUAAUGAAGAUAUAAUGUCACCUUCCAGAAAUUUUGAUAAUGAGUUUGACAAAUGCUCUCUCGAUCAAAUGUCUGAGAGGGCAUUCCAAGAGCAACUAAACUCGAACGUCCCCUUAUCCGAUAAGGAGUAUCAGAUCCAGUUGAAAGAGGUUGCUGGAGACACUCCCGACUUCGGUGAACUGUUUGAUCCACUUGACUUUUAUUGUGACUCCGAAAAAGAAGAAGAGGCUCUUGGUAACAACACAAAGCCAUGCUUGACUAAUAAAGAUUUCCAGAGUAUCCCAGACCUUCAGGCGCAAAUCGAGCCAGAUUUACCUCCUAUAUCUAUUAUAAAAAUUCAGCAAAAGAAGGAAGCCGUGCCAGCCUUGUUGAGGAUCACCAACCAGAGUAUGCCCUCAAUUAAGGAGGAAAGGAAGGAUGAAGUCUUUCCUUCUCAGGAUAGGACACUUUUAAUGAAACUUCCAGAAGAAAAUACUGACAUGAAUCCUACCAUAUCUUUCAAAAAGGAUACUCUACCGGAUAAUAUACCAUUAGAAAUCGCCACAAAGCCCCAGAAUUCUCAAGAAGAGGAAAAGAAUAGCUUUGAGUGGAAUAACUUCCUUGUAAGAAGAGCUUGCUUCAGAGGCCUGAGUGAAUUCUACAAGAAGAAGUUCAGCAAGAUUAAUAUCUCCUGGCAGAGGAAGAGAGUGAACAAGAAGAAGAAAACUCCUAUGCACGACCUUAUUAAACAGUUUGCUACAAACCAGUUCGGUAACAUGAUUGAUAACUUGAGCGAAGAACAAUGGAGAGAUUUUAGAAACACCCUUUAUAGCGUCCUCUUCUCCCACAGAUAUAAGAAGACUGAUGAUUUCCUUGAAGGAGUCGACUUUUCAAUAAUCAGAGGCGUGUUGUACUCAUACACAACAGAGCUUCGGGUGGAGCUCUUGACCAACCCAUUCUUUUCUAUAAUGAUGCUAAAGUUCUUAGAAAAGGGUAAAUCUUCAUUUCUCAGAGAGAAACUGAAGGGGAAGCCUGCUCUCUACUGAGAAGAGGUCAAAUCUGAAUUGGCCUGACUCGAAGAAGAGGCAAAAGGCAACCUAUCUAACUAUAAAUUCGUCGAAUAAAUAUUAGCAUAUUUUCCGAUUUCAA